Molecule: messenger RNA, 1319 nt
Organism: Anguilla anguilla (European eel)
Lineage: Eukaryota; Metazoa; Chordata; Actinopteri; Anguilliformes; Anguillidae
Gene: mpc1
Product: mitochondrial pyruvate carrier 1
Exons: 5
Coding region: 191-520 (109 amino acids)
Biological process (GO): pyruvate import into mitochondria
Cellular component (GO): mitochondrial inner membrane
Source: RefSeq, a predicted model, not a curated record
UAUGUACGACACAGCAAUGGCCAAUGGGCGCUGGUUUUCAUUCUGUGUCGAUGAUUGAGACGUUGCGACAGUGUCGUCAAUAUGCAUUAUAUGGCUUAGAGGGAAACAAGAACCUGUCUUGUUCAUUUAGAUAACGGUGGCAUUUAGGAAGCUAUUUUCUCGUAAAUUUCAUAAACUUAAACCACGAACAAUGGCUGGCACUUUGGCUCGUAAAGCGAUUGACCAUCUAAAAAGCAAGGAAUUUAGGGAUUACUUGAUGAGCACGCAUUUCUGGGGGCCAGUAGCAAACUGGGGACUGCCUAUAGCUGCCAUCAGUGACAUGAAGAAAAGCCCAGAGAUCAUCAGUGGGAGGAUGACCUUCGCUCUUACCUGCUACUCUCUGGUGUUCAUGAGAUUUGCCUAUAAAGUCCAGCCCAGGAAUUGGCUCCUCUUUGCCUGUCAUGUAACCAAUGAAACAGCUCAGCUCAUACAAGGAGGAAGACUAAUUAAAUACAAGCUGGAGAAAAAGCUUGCUUCAUAAGAACGGGUGAACACUGAAGAUUUGCUCAGAAAAACAAGAGCCAGUGCCUGUGUUUAAUAAAAUUAUGCCCAUUCAAAUUUGCCAUCAAAUGUCAAGUGAACAUUGCCAUCUGGCUUUAAUUUUUAGUUUUUGUUGGGUAAAUGCCUUGAUAAAUUAGACUAUAAUGCAUCCUGUAUAAUUUCGAUCCAGGUUUCAAGCAUAGGUCUAUUGCAAAAUCUUACAGUGUUGAUGUGGUAUAAAUGUUAAAUGUCAUCUGUAAUUAAGGCUUUUUAAAUUAUUCUGUAUAACAAUUGAGGAUAAUUUAUGAGAUUCUUACCUUACCGAAUAAAUUUGAUACUGACAUGUUUUUAGUCUUUCUUACAAAGUAGGGACUAUUGUAGUAUUUGUGCAUAUUGAGUUACAGUAAGUGUAAGACUGGAAAAUGGCUCUCACGGGGGCAGUAAUUAUUAACGAGUACCUGCGUGCGCUGAGGUGUGGGCAGGCCAACAUGUGCAGGUGUUUUCAUCAGGAUCUCCAAGUAGAUGUACUUUACCUGCUGAACCUGUUCUGCAUUUCCUUUGCAAACAACAGCUGCAUACUCUGCAUAAUCAAGUGCUGAACAUGGGGGUUAAGCACAAGAGGGUUGACAGCGUAUACUCUCUUCUUCUUUCUGUUCUUUCUGACUUUUCUUUUAUGAUCUUUUAUGAAUGAAUGUAAUGUACUUUUACCCGUAAGAUCCUACCAAGCCUGUUACUCUGCAUUCUGUUGCUAUAACCGCGGGUACAUACUCCUACAUAAUGAAACUCAAUCACCUUCUCAA